Oryzias latipes (Japanese medaka) is the source of this 599-nucleotide messenger RNA. It is a transcript of the gene xtbd1, whose product is annotated as CDKN2A interacting protein N-terminal like. Lineage: Eukaryota; Metazoa; Chordata; Actinopteri; Beloniformes; Adrianichthyidae. The record is from RefSeq and is a predicted model, not a curated record.
UAUCCUCUUCCGGUGGGUCUUGAUUGAUCUUUUGUGGAGCAAGAUGUCUUCGGCGGACGUGGAGGAUUUUAUUCAACAAAACCGAGAUGAAGCUGAGCGAGUGGAGACGUUUCGGGGUUAUUGGGAGAGCUGGAAACACUGGGAGCCCAGGAGGGAGUUUAUCCUGCGAAACAUGAGUGACUUUGAAAGCGGGCAGGUGGACCAUCUGCUCUCUCUGUCCAUGGUGUGGGCCAACAAUGUCUUCCUCGGCUGUCGGUACAGUUCUGAACUCCUGGAAAGGGUGAAAGCCAUGGCUGAAGGCAUUGUGGUGGAUGAAGCUCCCAUUUUCAAGACUAGAGAUGAGAUUAUGAAGAACCAACAGGGACGAUGAUGACUAGACACUUUUCAUCCUCUCAUCUGCUCAGACCUGGGUUUAUUGUGGUUUUUUAAAAGGUCUUAUAUUGGAUUUUAAAACUUUAUAAGCAGUAUUGCUUUUUAAAUGUAGAUAAAUUCACUAUUUUUGUAAUUCAUUUUAAAAUGUGAUCUUUUUUUAUAUACAAACUUGCAUAGAAUCAGUGGAUGUUAUGUUUGCCUUAUAAUAAACAUGUUUUCUCAAAUGA